GAAAUAACCCGUGUCAAGAAGGGUAAUCAUUCGCUUCCCCUAUUUUGUAUUGUUUCACAAAACGAAUGUUGACAACCUUCCCGGGUAUUCAUGUGUAUAGGCAGUGAACCAACGCAAGCAGCACAACUCUCGGCUUUGAACGCACUCAAGUUUGAUUUGCAAGUCAAGUCUGAAUUAAACGAUUCCGAAGUUCGACGCAACUUCUCAAACAGCAACUGUAAGAAGAACCUCUUGCUAUAUAUAUAUAUAUAUAUAUAUUACAACGACAGCAACGACGACGCAUAUAUACGCACGCACACACCUAUUUACGGAUCCUAUCAAACUGACGGAUGUGUACGUUUAUUUUAGUGGACAUGGAACGACCUGUGUACCGGUACUUGCGUCAGAAGCAAUUUGAAAAGGCACCACGCAAACAAUUGUUACAACGUGUCACCCAAAUGAACGUCAUUCCAGACUUGCUUCCAUUGGGCUUGGUCCCUACGGUCGAAGUCGCUAUUCAGUUGAAGGGACAGGAUGGUGCUGUGGAACCCGGUGUAUUCACCAAGCCAGAGCAGAGCAUUGAAGCACCAAAGAUCGACGUGACCAACUUCCAUACCGACAAACGACUAUACACAAUUCUCCUCGUAGACCCCGAUUCGCCUGACGUCGCCAACAAAACGUAUCAACAACACUGCCAUUGGUUAAUAACAAACGUGCCAUUAUCUGCUACGGAAACAACAGUUGCUGGAGGUGACACUGUGCUGGACUAUGUUCCUCCCCAUCCGCAAAAGGGCACCAAAUACCACCGCUACACACUGAUUGCAUAUGAGCAACCUAAUGGAGGCAGUGACAAGGUCGACAUCAAGGCUGACAAGCGUGAAGGUUUUGAUGUCAAGGCUUUUGCACAAACACACGGUCUCCAACCCCGUGGCGUGUCCUUCUUCCGCCAGGUGUGGGAUGAGACUGUCAGCAGUAUCUACAACGACAUCUUGGGCGUUCCUGAACCUGUGUAUGGCAAACCACCAAAACCACAGCGUUAUAUCCGUAGAGCUGUGUAUAUUUAAAAAUUAUAAUAAUUUUGCUAGAUUUAUCUUUCCUCAUUUGAACAUACAAAAAAAAAGCUGUCA
Zychaea mexicana is the source of this 1106-nucleotide messenger RNA. Its product is annotated as phosphatidylethanolamine-binding protein. The record is from RefSeq and is a predicted model, not a curated record. Lineage: Eukaryota; Fungi; Mucoromycota; Mucoromycetes; Mucorales; Lichtheimiaceae. The coding region runs from base 330 to 1043 and encodes 237 amino acids. The transcript has 3 exons.